This is a messenger RNA of Cordyceps militaris CM01, 834 nucleotides long. RefSeq names its product proteasome subunit alpha type 2. Gene Ontology annotation, cellular component: proteasome core complex, alpha-subunit complex; proteasome core complex. The transcript has 5 exons. The record is from RefSeq and is a predicted model, not a curated record. Gene Ontology annotation, biological process: ubiquitin-dependent protein catabolic process. Bases 1 to 834 code for a protein of 277 amino acids. Lineage: Eukaryota; Fungi; Ascomycota; Sordariomycetes; Hypocreales; Cordycipitaceae.
AUGGCGGACAGAUACUCUUUCUCCCUCACUACAUUCUCGCCCAGCGGCAAGCUGGUGCAAAUCGAGUAUGCUUUGAACGCAGUCAACCAAGGCAUCACUGCCCUGGGUAUCAAAGCUACCAACGGCAUCGUCCUCGCUACCGAGAAGAAGUCGUCCUCACCCCUAGCCGAUCAGAGCUCGCUCUCCAAGAUUAGCAACAUUACGCCCAACAUUGGCACUGUAUACUCGGGCAUGGGCCCUGACUACAGAGUGCUAGUCGACCGCGCACGCAAGGUUUCACACACUGGGUACAAGAGGAUCUACAACGAGUAUCCUCCCACCCGUAUAUUGGUUCAAGACGUUGCCCGCGUCAUGCAGGAAGCCACCCAGUCUGCGGGCGUUCGGCCGUAUGGUGUCAGCAUGCUCAUUGCCGGUUGGGACGAUGGCAUUGAACCUGAGGAUACUGAGGAGGCUGCUCCCCAGACCGGCGAGAAGAAGACCAACAAGAAGACGGGCGGUAUUCACAAGGGCGGCCCCAUGCUGUACCAGGUCGAUCCCACGGGCAGUUAUUUCCCGUGGAAGGCCACGGCUAUUGGCAAGAGUGCGACAAAGGCCAAGACGUUCUUGGAGAAGAGAUACUCGGAAGAGCUGGAGCUUGAAGAUGCAAUCCACAUUGCUCUACUCACUCUCAAGGAUAACAUUGAGGGCGAAAUGAAUGGCGACUCUAUUGAAAUCGGCAUCGUUGGACCCCCUGCCGACCAUUUGUUAGGUCUCGAAGGUGUCGAAGGGGCCACUGGUCCUCGGUUCCGCAAGCUCACGCCGCAAGAAAUUGAGGAUUACCUGACGAGUCUAUAA